Drosophila santomea is the source of this 396-nucleotide messenger RNA. RefSeq lists its product as uncharacterized. The record is from RefSeq and is a predicted model, not a curated record. NCBI's taxonomy places the organism in Eukaryota, Metazoa, Arthropoda, Insecta, Diptera, Drosophilidae. The transcript has 2 exons. Bases 1 to 117 code for a protein of 38 amino acids.
AUGCAUUUGAUGUGCGAGCGAUUGUCUGCGGUUUUUGCGGGCGUCUUAGUUGGUUUGUGGUACGGUAAGACCUUUUCCGAGGAGGAAAAGCCCAAGGAGAAGGGCAAGAAGAAGUAGACCUACGCUCGCAGGUCCCGCAGAAAUCAGAAAUAAGAAAGCUCGAAUUUCUUAGUAGUCGAGUCGGAAAACUUCAAGCCAGUUCAACGUCCUGUCCACGCGGCAGCCCUGACAUAGCUCAGUGUUUAUUUGGCUUUACAACCAGUAUAUCACACUUUCGACGUACACAAAAUUUAUACCGUGUUUGGUUUUUAUCCAACAUCCAUCAGCUAGCGACUUCAGUUUCGGUCUAAAUUGUGGCAAAUCCUGUCGAGCUCUCGCAGCCAUGCCCUGUUGUAA